Molecule: messenger RNA, 1928 nt
Organism: Myodes glareolus (Bank vole)
Lineage: Eukaryota; Metazoa; Chordata; Mammalia; Rodentia; Cricetidae
Gene: Mei4
Product: meiotic double-stranded break formation protein 4
Biological process (GO): DNA recombination; oogenesis; spermatogenesis
Cellular component (GO): lateral element
Source: RefSeq, a predicted model, not a curated record
CCAAGAUGGAUGUCCAGACAUGGUAUUUGAAAACGUCCAAGCUGGCACUGGCGUUGGCCAUCAUCCGCUCAAAACCAGCAGACAGAAGCAGCAGAGAAUAUGCAGAGCAACUGGCCGUCUUGGUGACCCAGCAGGAUUCCAGAGGGAAAUCAAAAGUUGAAGCUUUAGAAGCCGAAGUUCUACAAUUACGUCAACAACUCUUCCUGAGUCGGAUUUCCUCGGGAUUGUUUAAGAAUGGACAUGAUGUGCUCCCCCCAUUGCCAGAUCAGGAACCUAGAAGUUCUGAAAAUACUGUGGCUUUGAUGGAUGAUUCUGGAUGCGUCUUGUCAAGUGAGCAAAGAAGCGAACCAGCAGAGUUGUCCCCGCAUCUUGUAGAGAGCUGCAGCCCCCCACCCCUUCUGCCACUGCCUCUUGAGAAGAAGCCCUGCACCGCGCUGGGACAUCCUCCGUCUUCUCACAUGCAGUUCUUGCAGCAUCUGCUUGAACUGAAGAAGCUGACAGAAUCCAGUGGUCUGAAAAUAUACUUGAGCCACUUUGAGAAAGACACCUCCACAGUUUCUGAUUCGGUUACACAGUUGUUAGAUGGCCUUAUCACAUUUUACCAUAACCCCAAACUCCCUUUCUCAAGUUUUUGGAUGGAAGCUGUUGGGACGUUAGCUAGACUGAUGAGUGAUUUUAAUUUAUCUAAUCAUAUUCUUAAAAAAUGUUCUAAGAAGUUGGAAGAAUUUGAGAAAACUCUACUGCAGGCUGUUUUAGGGAACGACAGUAUAAACCGGUUCCAGGUGCAGCAUCACAUCUCCCAGAGUCUAGUGACCCUAGGAAGCUGCAGCUUGUUGAGGAAGCCUAUUAUAUUGCUAUUGCUAUCAGAAGUGAACAGCUUUGUGGAUGACCUCGGAGCCAUCACUCAGGGUCAAGGCAAUUAUGAUGUGACUCGCUAUGAAAAUAUUUUCUCCCUGUUCUGGAUUCUGGAGCAGCUUUUUCAACAGGAAAUCCAGGGAGAUCCCUCUUUACACAUUGAUCACAGCAGCCCCGAAAUCCAGGCGUUUCUUCAGAAGCAUGACGAGACCAUCUUCCGGCUUUCAGAUGCAUUCCCUUUACUUACUUUUUACUUAUGGAGACUAGGCGUCCUCUUGACAUCAGCAGGGAUGGAGACGGGUGACGAGACUUUUUCUUAGCUGUAUACCAUGUAUCAGAAAACAGUGAGCUUAAACUUUGCAAAGAUAAUUUUAAAUGAAUAAUUUAAAUUGAUUGACCAACCUUAACCAUUAACUCAAUUUAGUGAUUUGCCUUCUGUAUAGAGGAUGAUGAAUCACUGUUCUGUAUUACAAUCGGUCAAUUUCAGUUGACAAUGCCCCUUACGUUCAUGUAUUGUAUCUUACUUUACUCCAUAGUCUAGCAAUACUCUCUAUAAUGAGCCACCCAUUGUCUGUCUCAUAAUAUAUAGUAAACUGUGAAAGAUUUCCAUCUGAUAUAAAUGCAAAACUUGUAAUCAAAUACAGAAUAUUAAACUUUUGUCAUAUACUUUUGUAUAUAACAAUAUAAACUUUUGUCAUUUUGUAUACAUAUAACACUUUAAUACAAGGUUUAAGUAAAUGGAAAAAAAAUAGAAAUUAUUAUGUAGUUGUAGUCAUGUCGUUUUCCUCUUAAAGGAUAGUUCUAUAGAAGGAGAAAGGGCUUUGGAAACCAAUGGUUUUUAAUUUUACAUAAUCAACAUAUUUGUUAAGUACUUUUGAAGUGUUAAUUAGUUCUUUAAAAUGUCUGUUUUUAAAACAAAUUUUCUGUUGAUUAAAAACAUUAUUGCUCCUAUGAUUGUUAAAAUGUAGUAAAGUUGCAUAUUAUUAAGUCAUUAGGGAUGCUUUUUAUAAAUUUUAAUAUCCUCUAAGAAAUACACUUUAUACUUAUUACAAGUACGGGGUUGAAUUUUUCCA